Messenger RNA from Cryptococcus amylolentus CBS 6039, 1299 nucleotides. RefSeq lists its product as hypothetical. The transcript is spliced from 2 exons. The record is from RefSeq and is a predicted model, not a curated record. Bases 1 to 1299 code for a protein of 432 amino acids. NCBI's taxonomy places the organism in Eukaryota, Fungi, Basidiomycota, Tremellomycetes, Tremellales, Cryptococcaceae.
AUGUCAGUCAUCACAACGUCCCCCUCCACUGCCCUAGUUGGUGGGCACUACGACACCAAUACGUCACCCCACACCAAAUCAGACCUCAUUUCCCCGGACGAAGCUACCACAGUCUCUCGAGGUUUCGACGCCGCCUCCCGGCUCUUGUCUGCUGGCGGUUCUCAAUACAAGCGCAUCAAAGCAGACGUUGCAAAGCACCUAUACUCUGAGAUCUUUCAGGGAGAUGGGACCGGAGCGGGCUUCGACCAAGCGGAGCUUGAAGAAAUCAGUCGACAGGAUAGAGAAACCUUCCAGCAGGCCAGCAAUGCCUUCGACGAGCUCGAGGGGCUCAAGUCACAGUUGAGAGCUAUUGAUCAGCGUACGGAUGGUGCAGUAUCUGGCGGAUUCGCCGAGAUCUUUGAGGAUUUUGAUCAGGCCGAUCAAGAUGGACCCAGGGAUGGAUCCACGCCGAAGCAGGUGGCAGAGUAUCCUGCCCAGCCCGAGGGUCGCGAGCUGGCCGGACGACCUGACGAGAUCUACGAGGGCUAUGACCUUUCUUCCAUCGAAGACGAGCUCGCUCUGUCGUCUCUGUAUAGCAGCAAUGGCGAAGCCUCGGAUUUGUCGACUGGAUGGGACAAGAGCUUGACUGGUCCAGAGUACAAACAAGUCCAAGGUCCGCCUCCUCCCCGCCAUCCUGAGCACAGCGAGAUGACGGCACUACCGGAGCGCUCCCAGCAGCAGAUUUCCUACCACAUGGGCGAAGACGGACUUGAGUCGCAACCGCCCAGCAGGGUUCAACGUGGUAUCUCAGCCCCUCCUAACCGUUCACAAAUGGACUUCAACGCGUUGAAGAACUGGUAUCUCACCCGAGUCUCGCGUCGUACCGGAGAGCCAAAGACUAUGUUCGAUCUCAACCAGACUGUUUCGGAGCCGCUAUCGGUGCCCGACUUUGCUUCCCGCGCACCCCGCGCCCAGCCUAGAACAGACCGAGGCUACGCCCCAAGCGCUGCUCCGUCCCAGGUCUCAAUGAUCUCUGGCGCAGCUUCCAACGACCUGGACCGCUUCUUCUCCUUUGGUGGCGACGCAGCUCAAACAAUCCAAUCCGCCCUUCAAUCCGGUGCCGAAGGGGAGUUUGCCGAGAUGGAGACGGAGGAUGGGGGCGUUGUGACGAGGGGGCAAGCGUCGGGUGUCACGGCUGAUGGAAGGAAGUUUACGAUGAUGGUUUCAAAGUCCGUUUCUUCAACAAUGGGGGGGACCGGCAGAAGUCGGGCUGCUAGUCUCUUUGGCGGACCUCUCACAGCACAGAGAUCUUUCAUGUAG